AUGGGUGUAGGACGUCGCAUGAAGAAGCAGGGGCCUCCGCCCCCGCUCGAUGAAUCGAGAAUCACAAUGCUGAAGAAGCGCAAGGCCGCUGCAGCUGAAUCGACAGCUAAAACCGCUGAUCUUAAGAAGCGCCGGAGAGGUGCCGACGAAGAAGAGGUUGUCGCCAAGAAGGCCGCCCCUAAGAAGGCCAAGGUCAAUGGCGCUGCUGCUAAGGGCGCUGCAAAGGCUGAGCCGAAGAAGGAGACUUCCAGCAAGAAGAAGGCUGUCCCUGUCCCUAUGUCGGACUCGGAAGAUGAAGCUAUGGAAGGCAUGGAGGACGACGAAUUCGACGAUCUCGAUGGAGUCAGCGACGGAUCAUUGGAUAGCCAAGACGAUGUUGUGGGACUUUCCGACCUCGAGAACGAUGACGGUGCUGAAGAUGACUCUGUUAUGGACUCCGACGAAGAGAAUUACACCCGUAAAGCCAUGUUCUCCGACGACGAGGACAUGUCCGACGCCGAGGAGAGGCUGACCGCCGCCAACAUCGAAGGCCUUUCUCGGAAACUUGAUGCUCAGAAAGAGUUGGAGGAUGAGGAGGCCGCGCAGGAGUUGCAGGAUGCUGCCAUGCAGACCAACAUCGCUGGCGAUCGCCCCGAUGUCUUCAACGACCAGGCUCAGGCCGGACUCGCACCGGAUCUGCAGCUCCUCCGCCAGCGUAUUACCGAUACUAUCCGCAUUCUGGGUGACCUCAAGACUCUCGGCCAGGCCGACAAGUCCCGCGCCGACUACGUCGACCUCGUGCUCAACGAUAUCUGCACAUACUACGGCUACACCCGUUACCUCGCCGAGAAGCUGUGGAACCUGUUCACCCCCAUGGAGGCAUUUGCUUUCUUCGAGGCCAACGAGACCCCCCGCCCUGUCGUCAUCCGUACUAACACCCUGCGCACCAACCGUCGUUCUCUCGCCCAAGCCCUGAUCAACCGUGGUGUUGUUCUUGAGCCCGUUGGCAAGUGGUCCAAGGUUGGCUUGCAGGUCUUCGAGUCUCCCGUUCCCCUUGGUGCCACCCCUGAGUACCUCGCUGGUCACUACAUUCUCCAGGCCGCAUCUUCUUUCCUUCCCGUCAUGGCGCUCGCACCCCAGCCUAACGAGCGUGUUCUCGAUAUGGCCGCCGCCCCCGGUGGUAAGACUACAUACAUGUCUGCUUUAAUGCGCAACACUGGUUGUGUCAUCGCAAACGAUGCCAGCAAGCCCCGUGCUAAAGGUUUGAUUGGUAACAUUCACCGUCUUGGCUGCAAGAACACCAUUGUCACCAACCUUGACGGUCGUACCGGCUUCCCCAAAGCCAUUGGUGGCUUUGACCGUGUCCUGCUCGAUGCCCCUUGCACCGGUACCGGUGUCAUCUCUAAGGACGCCGGUGUUAAGACCUCCAAGAACGAGCGCGAUUUCCUGGCCAUCCCUCACAUGCAACGCCAGCUGCUGCUCGCCGCCAUCGAGUCUGUUGACCACAACUCCAAGACUGGUGGAUACAUCGUCUACUCUACUUGCAGUGUCACCGUCGAAGAGAACGAGGCUGUCGUGCAGUACAUCCUGCGCAAGUGCCCCAAUGUCAAGAUUGUCGACACUGGCCUGGGCGGCUUCGGUAGCCCCGGUUUCACCAGCUACAUGGGCAAGAAAUUCGAUGCUAAGAUGGCCCUUACCCGCCGUUACUUCCCUCACCGUGAGAACGUCGAUGGUUUCUAUGUCUGCAAGCUGAAGAAGACUGGUCCCACUCCCGUCACCAAGGCUGAUGGCACCACAUCCAAGGAUCGUCACCAGCACAAGCGUACCAGCUCCCAGGGUGCCUCAACCGAUGAUGACGAUGAGGUCAUCGACAAGACACCCAUCCGGGAUGAGGAGGGCGAAUUUGCUGAUCUCGAGGGUGGUGCUUUCGGUCCUUUCGAGGCUGAUGAUGAUUCGGAGCGUAUUGAGCGCGCCGAGCGUAACCGCCUCCGUCGCAAGGGUCUCAACCCCAAGGGUGUUCUCAACAAGCCCAAACGGGUCAAGGGAGAGUCCAAGCCCAAGGCCGCUGAGUCGACCGAGGAGCCCAAGGAGGAGGAGCAGAAGCCAGAGGCCAAGAAGUCCAAGUCUCCCAAGAAGACUGAGUCCGAGUCCGAGAAGAAGCCUGAGGCCGCUAAGAAGGCUGAAUCCAAGAAGACCGAGGCCAAGAAGGCCGAGUCUAAGAAGGCCGAGAAGUCUCCCAAGUCUCCUAAGGGCGAGAAUAAGCAAUCGGUUGUGCAGGGAAAGCUGAAGGAGAAGAAGCCCAAGAAGGCAUUUAAAUGA
Messenger RNA from Penicillium longicatenatum, 2298 nucleotides. RefSeq names its product rRNA (cytosine-C5-)-methyltransferase NOP2. The record is from RefSeq and is a predicted model, not a curated record. The transcript has a single exon. Gene Ontology annotation, biological process: maturation of LSU-rRNA; rRNA base methylation. Gene Ontology annotation, cellular component: nucleolus. Gene Ontology annotation, molecular function: RNA binding; rRNA (cytosine-C5-)-methyltransferase activity. Lineage: Eukaryota; Fungi; Ascomycota; Eurotiomycetes; Eurotiales; Aspergillaceae. Bases 1 to 2298 code for a protein of 765 amino acids.